UAUUGAUUGCAUGGUGUAUGAAACGAGAGCUCCAACAAUAUACAAUUAUGAUUAAAGUGAACACUCUCCUACAGACAGAAUUAUGAUCGGAAUAUGAAAAGUGCCACAAGUCGAGGGGCAACCAAAACUCUGGAUUCCGAAUCAUUGCAACAGUGAAGACGCAACUGUAAACAAACGUUCGAAAGACUACCGACCCAUUUGACAUUACAGAUAAUCUAUGUAGCUUACGUGUACAGACAUUUAACUUGAUACGUCUUUUGAAAGGGAAGGUGUCGGCUGAUUGUACUAAAAGUGAAGAAUUUGUGUCUUAUGUUUUUGGAAUAGCCUAUUUGCGCUAUUUCCUUCGAAAAAAAAACAACUUUAUUCCUAGCUAAGGAUGUCUUUAUUCCCUGCUUAUGCCUCCCGAAAUGGCAAUGAAGACCAGUCUCCCACUAGAUCUUCUGAUCCACCUUCAUGGCUGCAAAAUGAAAGUUGUCCUCCUGAGGUGGGAAAGAUUCUCCUGCCACCUCCAUCAGCAAGGUCACACUCAGUCUCUCAGAGCCCAAGCUUAGAAAAAUGUAGGUCCAGAUCAAGAUCUAAAUCUGUUUCUGAAGAAUCAAGUAAGAUUUCUGGGAAGAAGCAAGAGAUGUUAGAGGAAACCAGGAAAAGAUCGCCAUCACCAUCAAAGAAACGAAGAUCACACUCUCGGUCGAGGAGACUGUCUUCCAAAUCUAGAUCUAGAUCAAGGUCACGUUCUAGAUCCAGGUCAAGGAAGCAAAAAUCGAAGUCUAGAUCUAGGUCACGGAAGAAAAAAUCAAGAUCUAGAUCCAGGACAAGGAAACGAAAGUCAAGGUCUAGAUCCAGGUCUAGGAGGCAAAUGCUAAAACCAAGCUAUAGGUCCAGGAAACGAUGGUCAAGGUCUAGAUCCAGGUCAAGGAAGCGGAAGUCAAAGUCUGGAUCUAGGUCCAGGAAAAGAAGGUCUAGGUCUAGAUCCAGGUCCAGGAAACAGAAGUCAAGAUCUAGAUCCAGGUCUAGGUCCUGGAAACGGAAGUCAAGGUCUAGAUCAAGGUCUAGAAAGCGAAAGUCAAGGUCUAGAUCCAGGUCCAGAAAACGAAAAUCGAGGUCUAUAUCUAGGUCUAGGAAACGAAAAUCGAGGUCCAUAUCUAGGUCCAGGAAACGAAAAUCAAGGUCUAGAUCCAGGUCCAGGAAGAGGAAAUCAAGAUCGUUAUCUAGGCCCAGGAAAAGAAAGUCAAGGUCUAGAUCCAGGUCCAGAAAAAGGAAAUCAAGAUCUUUAUCAAGAUCCAAGAAACGAAAGUCAAGGACUAGAUCAAGGUCCAGAAAACGAAAGUCGAGGUCUAGAUCCAGUUCAAGGAAACGAAAGUCAAGGUCUAGAUCAAGGCCUAGGAAACGCAAGUCAAGGUCUGGAUCAAGGUCCAGGAAACAAAAGUCAAGGUCUAGAUCCAGUUCAAGGAAACGAAAGUCAAGGUCUAGAUCUAAAUCAGGAGGCCAUUCAGAGAUGAGUAGGUCUGAGAUCCUUGUCAGUAAAAGCAAAAGUGUUUUUCUCAAAGACCUGAUUGGACUAGUGAAACCAGAAGAUGCAUUUUACAUUGAAAAAUCAGGUGAUAAGAAUAAUUUGAUCUUUCCAAUAACACACUUUUCACAGUUGGCCAGGUACAGUUUGAAACCUAGAGGAAUACUGGGGAGUUCUCUAACUGGAGCACAUAAUGCUGGACCUAAAAAAAUUUUGAGGUACUUCAGAAGAUCAGCAAGGAAGCUUUUAUUCAGUAAUUCUGAAUUGAUAAGGACCUUAAUUCAGAAAUCCCAUUUAGCUGCAUCUAGUGAUAAUUCUACACAGUGUUAUAUUCCCUUAGAGUUAACAUACGCAGAACUGAAUGAAGUUAAGUACAAAAUUAUUUCAGGGAACCAACCCAAACAGGAAAUAGAAGAGUCUCUCCUAGAAUUUGACAGUGAAGAUGAAGAGAAAGGUAUUAAAAGUGAGGAAGCUGAGUGUGCUUUCUGGCAAAAGAAAGCAAAGGAGUACAAUGAAAGACUUGGUCAGGAACCUUCUAACACUGAUUUAUGGCUUGAGUUUGUAAAAUUCCAAGAUAAAUCAUUUAAAUACAUCUUCAGUGACGAGGAAAAUGGAAAGAAGAAAAAAGCUAGUUUAAAAGCAAUUGCUGAGAGAAAAAUAUCAAUUUUAGAUUCUGCUAUAAAGAAGAAUGUGAGAUCCUUAGACUUGUACUUUGAGCGAUUAGUGAUAGGUCAAGACAUCUGGGAUGACAAGAAGAUUAAACAGGAGUGGGGUGCAGUCAUUAUUAAUUUUCCAAAUAAGCUGGAGGUUUGGUAUCGAUAUUUGGCCUUCAUGCAGACCAAUUUAACAUCCUUCAGUCUGACAAGUGUCGUUAAUACUUUUGCUAAGUGCACAGAAAAAUUACAGCAAAUGAAAAGUGGUGCUUUCCUUACUCAUGCACCACCAAAGGACUUGGGAAAGUGCCUUGUAGACAUAACUGUCCAGUUGGCCUUUGUUUGGAAGCAAGCUGGCUAUAUGGAAAGGUCAGUUGGUUUAUUUCAAGCUUUAGUAGAGUUAAAUCUCUUUGCCCCACCGCAUGCUAAGUCGAAGAAUAUAACGUUAGAUGCCAAAUUAGCUCUGUUUGAGGCAUUUUGGGACUCCAGAGCUCCAAGGUUUGGUGAGGAAAAUGCUGUUGGUUGGGCUCAAGUAAUGGCGAGACGUCAACAGUUAGAGUUUCCUGAAGUAGUUUUAGGAGGUACUCAGGAUGAAGAGGAUGAAAUUUUAGCAAAAGGAGGAGAAACAUCAGAAUUGUGGUUAGCUUUGGAGAGCAGACGUGAACGUUGCCACUGGUUACCAUGGGAGCAGGAUCCAGAGGAUUGCGAGGAUCCUGAGAGAAUGGUGUCCUUUGAAGAUAUAUCUAGUCACUUAUAUAUUCUAGACACUGAUGAAGAAUGCUUUUACCUUUUACUGCAGUUUCUGAAAUUCCUGGGAGUGCCUUAUGCCCAUAAACUCAUUUCUGAAAGAGUUGAUAUCAGAAAUAAAAGUGAUAAGGAUAUUCGUAGUGACAUAUUUAAGCCCCUCAUUCUUGAAAACUUGCAAGAUGACAAGCUCUUUGGAAGGACUGAAAAACUGAGGGAGUUUAUAUGUGAUGAUCAAGGAAUCUUAAAUUUUCCAGAAAUUGGUCCCACUUCAUUGAAUAGUUCUUGUGAUGAUUACUACAAAUUUAUUUGUAGAGUUUUGCAACAAGCUUCAGGUGUCAUUCAGCUGCCAUUUAAAAUAGAUUUACUUAUACUGUAUAUAAAAGUGCUGGGCUCAAAGUUUGCAGCCUUGAAGUUGGAUCCCAAAGUUGAUUUGAAAAGGUUUGGUAAGGAACUAAAGAAAAAAGUCAAACACCUGCUAAAGUCAGAAGAAUUUAGAACUUGCUUGCCAGUGUACCGAGAAUAUGGUAUUUUAGAAGAGAUAAUGGGUCAUGAUGAUGAUUCUGAAAAUGUUUUUACCACUGCUCUGACCAUUGGUACUGUGGCAGGUAAGAGUCUGGAUACAUUUAACCCUAACUUCAAAAAUAUCAUGGAUUUGUUUACAUCAUAUUUGGAAUUAGAAAUUAAAAGGGAAGGACAGACAGGCAAGGGAUAUUAUAGCAAUAAUAUAGUUCAUUCUCUCUCCUCUAUUGUACUGGAGGGUAAAUUUUCUGCAAAUUCUGGUUCCUCUGUGCCUGGACCUGUUAUUCUUAAAACUAAAAAACAGCUCCAGGAAAUGCAAAACGUAAGUCUUCUUUCAGCUUAUGAGGAUGUUACCAUUAAAGAAAAGGAUGCCAAGAUAGUACUUGCUGCAAAAUUGACAAAUUUCCUUGCACUGAUGCAGCUGUUCACUGUUGGCUUCAAAUCUGCUUAUGCCACGUAUGAAGCUGCCAUAGACAACAUUGAAGGUGGUUUUGAUAACCAAGUUCCACAUAAAUUAGAAGAUAUCACAUUGCCAGGGGAAAACACAAAGAAAUUGAAGAUACCUAAAGAUUCUUCUGAAGCAAAUAAGUCAUACCUAUUACAAUGCAUUGUUGAAGAAUUCCUCUGGUUUAUUGAAUUUUCAUCACAUCUCCAUCCAGUAAUGGGAGGUGAAAGAAUCUCGCCUUUGCAGUUGAGAUCACUUCUCUCAUUAGCUGUUAAAGUUGCUCCAGAAAAUCCAGAAUUUUUGCUACAGUUUGCUUUUAAUCAGACUUGGCGGGACCUCCUUAGUUGCCCGGAUGCACUUUUGCAAAACCCAUCGAUAUUGAUGUGUGUUUGUCGGUUGCUGCCUCAUAUACAAAGGACUGUUACUUUAGUUAAAAAUACUAAUGAAGGUCUGCUAAGCAGUGGUCAUCGAUUGGAAAGAGCUCUUGAACGGGGAGUGAGUUGCCUCCCAGGCAGACAUUGCCCUCUUUUAUGGAGGAUAUACUUAGCUCUAAUUGGUACCACAAAGCCUGCUGGAAUCAAAGAACUUGCUUACAGAGCAUUAUCAUCAUGUCCUGGUGUUAAGUGUGUGUAUUUGGACUGUGUACGCUGGGUGCCAGAAAUGCUCAAAGAUAUUGUGAAGUUACUUGGGGAGAAAGGUAUCAGAGUCAGGCUUCCCCUAGAGGAACUGCAGGUGCUCACAGAAGCUGAACUGGACUUAGAAGAUGAGGUAGAGGCCACUAAAGGUGAUGAGUCACACUGUGGAGGUGAGAUGGAUACCCAUAAAGAAGCUGCAUCAGACUUGGAAGAUGAGAUUGAUUCCACUAAAGUCCAGCCAGAUGCAGAUGAGAUGGAUACCUUGAAAGAAGCUGGAUCAGACUCAGAUGUGGGAAAUACCUCUAAGCAUUCUGGGCCUGACUGUGUUGAAAUGAAUGCCUUAUAGAGGCUGAGUCUUAUUUGGCUAUCCUCCAUGAUACCUAAACUUCACUCAGCAGUUAUGAGUUGGAGAUACUACUGUAAAGUUAUGGUAUCAUUUAUCAUUACCAAAGAUCACUUAUGCAAUGAAGCUUUUCUGUAAUUUUCAGGGUAAGAACUAUGUAUGUAUUAGCAAACUGCUUUUCAAUGUAAAAUCUCAUGUCAGGAUAACAUGAUAUAAUUUUGGAUUUUUUUUUUAUUGAGGAAUAAAAGGUAUAUAUGAAAAAGAUUAUGAUUUUUUUAUUUCUCUUGUGGGAUGGGGAAUGAGAGGUGGUAACAUUAUUAUUAUUAUUAUUAUUAUUAUUAUUAUUAUUAUUAUUAUUAUUAUUAUUAUUAUUAUUAUUAUUAUUUAUUAUUAUUAUUAUUAUUAUUAAACACAGCAUGCCAUCUUAGGCUUCAGCUGAGUUGCUUCCUACCUUUUACUUGGUCUCUUUUGUCUUAGGUAUUCAACUUCUUUAACAUCACUAGAGAAUAUUGAAAUAUAUUUUAGUGUGAAUUAGAAUAAUGAAUAAAUGGAAUAAGGUUAUAAAUAAAUUACAGCAUGGAAGUAAGGAAUUUAAAUAUAUCUAUCAAUAGAAGUGUACAAUUUUAAAAAAUAAAAUUUAUGACUAGUAUACACCUAUUUUUUAUGGCAGACUAAUCUUGACUGUGGGAUUAGACUACUGUAAAGUAUGUAAUGGAUUUGUGUUAAAACUGGUGACACUUUAAGGAAGCAUUACAACCUGUCAUUUACUUGAAAGUGUUCAAAGGAUCAUUUUGUUCAAGCUUUGUGUAAAUGAUCUUUGGUGGUGUAUAGAAAGUUAGCGUGCUUGUAUGUACGUACUGUACUUCAUAGCAAGUACAGUAUAGUUAACUAAGUGGAAGGUAACAGAUUUUUGUUAGUGACAGUGGUGUUGGUUAUUUUAUAAACUUUUAUAAAUAAAUUGGUGCUCUUGUUCCUAUACUUGUAUAUAUUGUUUUUGGGAUGUGCUGGAAUUUUCAUGAAAGUUAAAUUUGACAUUGUUGAGGGUUUGGCCUUAAGGAACUAGAAUAAUGUUGAAUGCCAGACAUAAGGAAAAUAUAGAUAUGAAACUGAGAAUUUUGUAACCUACUGUACACCAUAAUCCUGUAUAAAAUACAUGUAUGACCUUCAGUAGCAGUGUAAGUGUAAAUUGUGUGGUCAUACAUAUGAUAUUUGCUUUAUUUGUUUAUAAUUAUUAUUUUUUUUAAGCAAAUUGACCAGACCCCUAAGCUAAUUUAUGUAGGGCU
Messenger RNA from Macrobrachium nipponense, 6135 nucleotides. RefSeq names its product nuclear exosome regulator NRDE2-like. Gene Ontology annotation, cellular component: catalytic step 2 spliceosome. The record is from RefSeq and is a predicted model, not a curated record. NCBI's taxonomy places the organism in Eukaryota, Metazoa, Arthropoda, Malacostraca, Decapoda, Palaemonidae. Gene Ontology annotation, biological process: negative regulation of RNA catabolic process; regulatory ncRNA-mediated heterochromatin formation. Bases 377 to 4855 code for a protein of 1492 amino acids. The transcript has 10 exons.